Messenger RNA from Bactrocera oleae (olive fruit fly), 2969 nucleotides. Its product is annotated as ras-related protein Rap-2b. The record is from RefSeq and is a predicted model, not a curated record. Lineage: Eukaryota; Metazoa; Arthropoda; Insecta; Diptera; Tephritidae. Gene Ontology annotation, molecular function: GTPase activity; GTP binding.
AGAUAAACGAUAGCUUUGGGUGCCAACGGUUGUGCUCUCUCUGUAAAUUUUACUAUUAUAAGGCUAUUUAAGUAGCAAUGAAAAAAAAAACAUCUGAAAUUCAAGUCUUGCAUUCAAAAUGAGUUUUUACAGAAAGUAGAUAAAUAAAGACGGUAUAAGCAAGUUAAUGCAAAGGACAACAUAUGAUGAAUAACCGUAAUUAUAAGUGCACGAAAAGAUUUUACGCGUCAGUAAGCAGUAACAAGUUAUGGAACGUAACAGUUUUAAAUGGAAAACUUAUAAAAGAAUAAAAAACCGGAGCAAAUAAACAAUUAAUCGGUAAGCUAAACGACUUCGAGCACGAAUUGCAUGUUGUCAUGCUGGCGGCGUAAUAAAACAAAAUAUUAUAUAUAUAUGCUGUAUAUCUCCGUUAACGCCAAUCUCGAAACACCUACAUAUGUGGGUUCUUACAAACAUCCAACAAUUUUUCAGUAUCUUUUUAUCAGCGAGGCCCUGCUUAAUGGAUUUAAAUUAAAUUAAAUCAGUCAAAGUGCACUAGACGUCAGAUUCGCGUCUCAUUGCCAAUAAAUUGGAAGUGAAAUGAAAACUACUUAGGUGUGUCUAUGCAUGUUCGAAUAAACAAAAAACCAAUUUAAUUUUGCAAGCACGCCAGGACUUCAAGGGAAGUAAAUAAGUGUUAGUGUAUUUAUUUGUGACUUCGAAGCAAUUGAGAGCAGUCGCAAAGGCACUCAGCGGUCGUCUCAACAUUACCAUGCCAGGGCCGUGUCAACGCCUUCGUUUACCCUCUUUAGCGGCGGUGAUGCGUACAACACGCGCUUCUACCACCGACUAUACCUCUAUUACGAUUCGCAAAGAGCAGCGUCGCGUCGUCAUGAUGGGCGCUGCACGUGUCGGCAAGACUUGCAUUAUUUCGCAAUUUCUCUAUGAUAAAUUUCAAGCCCGCUACAAGCAAACAGUGGAGGAGUUGCAUCGUGGGGAAUAUGAGCUGCCAGAUGGCUCGGCGUUAACGUUAGAUAUUUUAGAUACAUCCGGUUCUUAUGAAUUCCCUGCAAUGCGUACUUUAUCGAUAUCAACAGCGGGCGCCUUCAUCUUGGUGUAUGCGGUAGAUGAUAAACAAUCGUGGUUUGAGGUGGAAAGACUAAGGAAACAGAUAAUAGCAAAGCGUGGCCUCAAGGUACCCAUUGUCAUCGUUGGUAAUAAGGUGGACAUAAACGAAGCUGAUCGGCAGGUGGAGCAUGAGGUUACUGAAAUGAUUGUAUGUGAGGAUUGGAAAAGCGGUUACAUCGAAUGUUCGGCUAAAGAGAAUUUAGGCAUUGUGGAGAUUUUCAAAGAGUUGUUGGUACAAGCGAAUAUUCGCUAUAACCUAAGUCCUGCCGUGCGGCGACGGAGGCAGUCACUACCUUCCUAUAGCAUCGCCACAGCGAGAAUGACAAGCGCCACAAAGAGCCCAUCACAUAAAUAUACAUUAAAGCGUCACUCAUGCACUAUGACAUGAAGGGCAUAAACGGAUGUACCGGAGCUGCGCUGAUUAUUUCGAUAUUAGAAAAAAAAAACAAUACUAAAAUGAGGUUAAGCAUUUUGUAGCUUAAAAGUGAAUCUGCUAAAAGUGAAUGCCAUUUUAUGUGAGGCUUUUCCGUUAUGUAUUAAUGUACGUACCAAAACUAAGGCUUAUGGAAAUAUAACAUAUACAUGUUUACAUAAGUCAGUGCACAGGUGGGUUCCAUUACGGUGAAAACAUUGCAUACAUAACACAAUUUCGCUCAGACUUUUAUCUGGCAAUAUGAAUUUCCGUACGAGCCAUUAAAGCCAUCAUUUCGAUUGUUCAUUUUUUUUGUUUUUUUUUGAAUAUGUAUCGAAGAAAAACAAAAAUACAACAUGAUAACAACAAAACUAAUUAGCGGCGUGUUCAUUCUUCUUUGUCCUUAUAUUCAAUCAUAUAUCGUUGAACUGGAAUAUAUGUUAAUCCAUAAAAUAAGCAUUGGACUUUCAAACUGACAUAAAACAAUAAGAAAACGCCAAAUUGUGUAGUUCGAGAAAAAUGCACUGAUAGAAGUAUUUUUGAAAGAGGUGAUAUUAUUUUUUUAUACCAUUUGUAUGUACCUAUAUGUAUAUAAAUAAAUUAUAUACGCAUAUGUGUAUAUGCGUUAUUAUAAUUGUGUACAUGUUUCAAACGAGUGCAAAAUUUAGUAAACAUUUGUAGAAUUAAAGUUUUCAAAAUCCAAAAUAUAUUUAAAUACUUUUUUUAAAGAAUUAUAUCAACUGUAGACUAAUCAAAUGUUGUUAUGUAUGUACCUAUGUAUAAUCUCACAUAUUUAAACCACUGUCAGUAUUUUAUAUGAUUUAGCUGUGGUAGUUCAUUAUUUAACGACUUUUUACCCUGAAACACACACACAUAUACAAACGUACAUCCGUUUAAAUAAUAUAAUUCAAAUGUCUAAAGUGAAAAUGGAAUUUUCCGUAUCUACUAAUUUAGAGGAACAAGAUAAUUAAGUUAACGAAACAGACUUGACGCCAAAAAUUUCUGUUAAUAUAUAUGUACAUAUAGACUAUAUUAAGUUUAAAAUUUCUUACUAAAUGUGCAAAUAAAAAUGUAUAAGUAUUAAUUCAGAGACAACGUAUUUGUAUUUACAACGUGUUUUCAAAGUUUCUGAGACUACGAAGGUUACUGAAAUGGUAUGUUAAGUUCUACAACAAUAAUAUUUUUAUGAGUUCAAGAUACUAUAUAAUGAAUGUUACGACACAUAUAUAAUGUAAACAAUAAGAUGCUUUAAAAUGCAUCAUAAGUGGUAAACGAGUGCAUGUGUAAAAUACAAUCUCUAAAUAUUUACAAAACUAAUUGAGAAACAAAAAAGUGAAAGAAAAAAAUAACUUUUGGUAUAAGGGAGUUACAAAAAAAGAAGUAGAAAUGUUUUGCAGAAUUUAUCAGUUUUGUAAUAUGUAUUUAAUUAUAAUAAAAAAUUGCUUUCAGA